AUAAUGCAUGCCAAAGUUAUAGGCAAUUUUAGGUAGCUUGCGUGGGUGGUGCCUAUACUUGUUCCAUUGACUGUAUGUACAUAUGUGACUCCACCAGAUUUCUUGCACUGUAAUGUAUAUAUGCAUAUAUUUCAGAAAUUAGGUGCACACUCUUAUAAAACUGGUAUUAAAUUGUUACUGGCCGGAAAGAAAUGUACAAAAUUGUUACUUUAUGUAAAUAUACACAUGUACGUAAAUCUUCAAGAUUUUUCACUGGGUACAUAUAAUUUAGGAACCCUGGGUCCACUCUACCUUAUGAAAAAUUACUUUCAUGUUAUUGCUCUUGAGACAUUUAAUCUUUUCAGAUCUGUGUUAUAAAGGUAUGUAUGUACCUAAACCUGACCCAGCACAACAUGCAUGCAUGUUAAGUAAGGUUGAACCGGUUUGUGUCAUAUUUUUUUGUGAAAAUGCAAGGAUAUAUAAAUGGCAGAGAUCCUCCAGUCGGAUUAUUGGGUCUUCCAGUCGGGUAUUUUUCACGGGCAGGAGUCGUCCCACAUAGAUUCUAAACGUUCCCCAGGCAUAAGAAAAUGGGUGGGGCGAAAUUAUUUUUUACCGUUUGCUCGACAGUAUUAAUUGUUUCACUCGUUGGGACAACUUUUGCCCUUGAAAACUUGAGUAUGACUCAAGCAGGGAAAGAAAAAUUGGACCAGUUUAAAGAGGCCGUUUCCAAGACUACCUUUCCCGCUGAGUGGAUGCAACAGGAAUUAACUUUCGUUCGGUAUCUAAGAGCUCGAGAUUGGGACGUUCGGCGAGCUAAGAGUAUGCUGCUUGAGACGGUCGCCUGGUGGGAGGAGAACAACAUGAAAGACAUUCAUAACGAGGACUGGUCAAAUAUUGAGAAAGACUUUCCCCUCCACACGGAUGGCGUCGAUAAGCUUGGACAACCGGUAAUGGUCCUUACCUUCGCGGAGUGGGAACUUCGCCAGGCAGCAGUCCAGGGUAGGAUGGACCACGUGAUCCGCUGGUUUAUCAAAGGAUUUGAUGACGUUCACUUGAAAUCCUUCGAAUAUCAAAAAUCCGGCAAGACGAACGGAACCCAGUGGAAUUUAAUCGCGGAUAUGGAUAAGCUCUCUCGUCAGCAGCACCUUUGCAUCCAAUGUCUCCGUUUUUAUACGGAACUUGCCAUCACAUUUGAAUCUCGUUAUCCGGGUGCGAUUGACAAGAUAUUCGUUGUGAAUGCCCCUUCAAUAUUCCAAGUCAUCCUCGGCGUGGUUAAUCCCAUCCUGUCAAAACGUACUCUGAAUGCUUUGGAAGUGCUCGGAACGAACAAGGAGGAAUGGAGCAAAGUCCUCGACGCUCACUUUGAAAAAGACCAACUUCCUGAAAAUUUGGGAGGAACGAGGAAAUACGCGACAGUGUGGAACGAGAUAUAGAAAAUCAUAUGAAUAAAUAUUUGAUUUAAUAACGAAACCCAUAAACUAACAGUUUCAUUGCUAUACUUACAAAUAUUUUAAUAACAGUAAAUCAGGCAGACUAAUUGUUUACGAAAUUGGAUAUAAAUAAAAAACCGAAGUACUCAAAUGAGCAUGUAAAUAUGUUAUUACUAUACCCAAAAACUAAAUUCAAACUAAAAUAAAAUUGGGUAUCUGCAUGUAAAUGAACUUAUGAUAAGGUAUCACCAAGUGGCUACGAUCGAUUUUACCGAACGGUACUAAGUUUAUUACAUUAGGAGGACAACUUAAAAACAAUGUUUGAAAUAUGUAAGUAUCUAUUUAUUUAUAUACCUUUUUUGCAACUUAUUUCGUCAACAAAUUGUUAUCCUGAUGGAUCCCAUAAAUUCCGUUAUAUUAAUAUAUUUUAAUACAAGGUGCAAUAGUGCCUUCGCACCUAUGAAUAUAUAAAUACCUAGGUAUGUCUCGACAAAAUUGGGAAAAGUUUUGAUUGUAAGCUUUAAUGCAAUUGAUUGUAUAAAUUUGUACAAAACUAAUAGUAACUGUAGUUGAAAAGGUGGAAGCUUUCUCCAAAUAAUUAUAUGCAUUUAUAUACAUAAGAUGUAGACCAUUAACUAGUAGAAAAUUAUGAAUAUUAGAACAUUUUCCAAUAAAA
Folsomia candida is the source of this 2085-nucleotide messenger RNA. Its product is annotated as CRAL-TRIO domain-containing protein T23G5.2-like. Bases 567 to 1412 code for a protein of 281 amino acids. Gene Ontology annotation, cellular component: cytoplasm. Lineage: Eukaryota; Metazoa; Arthropoda; Collembola; Entomobryomorpha; Isotomidae. The record is from RefSeq and is a predicted model, not a curated record. The transcript is spliced from 6 exons.